Molecule: messenger RNA, 422 nt
Organism: Arvicanthis niloticus (Nile rat)
Lineage: Eukaryota; Metazoa; Chordata; Mammalia; Rodentia; Muridae
Source: RefSeq, a predicted model, not a curated record
UGCUGACUUUAUCUACUACCUUUGUAUCAUGUCUGGACGCGGCAAACAGGGUGGCAAAGCUCGCGCCAAGGCCAAGACCCGCUCCUCCCGGGCCGGCCUGCAGUUCCCCGUAGGCCGCGUGCACCGGCUGCUCCGCAAGGGCAACUACUCGGAGCGGGUGGGCGCCGGCGCCCCGGUGUACCUGGCGGCCGUGCUGGAGUACCUGACAGCCGAGAUCCUGGAGCUGGCGGGCAACGCGGCCCGCGACAACAAGAAGACGCGCAUCAUCCCGCGCCACCUGCAGCUGGCCAUCCGCAACGACGAGGAGCUCAACAAGCUGCUGGGCCGCGUCACCAUCGCGCAGGGCGGCGUCCUGCCCAACAUCCAGGCCGUGCUGCUGCCCAAGAAGACUGAGAGCCACCACAAGGCAAAAGGGAAAUAAG